Molecule: messenger RNA, 798 nt
Organism: Sporothrix brasiliensis 5110
Lineage: Eukaryota; Fungi; Ascomycota; Sordariomycetes; Ophiostomatales; Ophiostomataceae
Product: dienelactone hydrolase
Exons: 2
Coding region: 1-798 (265 amino acids)
Molecular function (GO): hydrolase activity
Source: RefSeq, a predicted model, not a curated record
AUGGCCCAUCCCCACGAAUACCUCGCCCAGCCGCCCUCGCAAUGCUGCUUUACCGGCAGCAUCCACGCCGGCACGCCGCAGGGUGUGGAAGAGGAGCUUGCGGGGGUCCAGACCUACGUGGCGCGGCCGCCCACGGGCGUCGCCGGCAACGGUCAUGUCGUCUUUUACUUCCCGGACGUCUGGGGCCUCUCGAACAAUGCCAAGCUGCUCAUGGACGGCUUCGCGGCCGCCGGCUUCACGGCGCUCGGCAUCGACUACUUCCGCGGCGACCCCAUCUCCAAGUACCGUGCGGGCCACGACGCCCCGGCGCCGCCCGACUUUGACCAGAAAGCGUGGCGCAACAAGCACUUUGCCUUUGCGACGGCGCACGUCCCCGUGUGGGUCGAGGCGGCCAAGGCCCGGUUCGGCAGCGCGCCGGACACGCGGUAUGCGUGCACGGGGUACUGUUUUGGGGCGCCGUUUGUGCUGGAUCUGCUGGCCACGGACGGCGUGUCGGCCGGCGCCGUGGCGCAUCCCUCGCAGCUCAAGGAGGAGCAUUUCCGGAGCGCCAAGCAGCCGCUGUUUCUGUCGUGUGCCGAGCACGACCAGGCCUUCCAUACCGAGCCGCGGCGCAAGGCCCUCGACAUCCUGAUGGAGCAGAAGACGCCGUUCCACGAGCAGCUGUUUUACAACGUCAAGCACGGCUUUGCCUCCCGGGGCGAUCUGAGCGACCCCUACGAGCGCUGGGUCAAGGAGCAGAGCCUGCAGGGCAUCAUCCACUGGUUCGAUUUUUGGCUGAUUCGAAACCACGCAAAGUGA